Molecule: messenger RNA, 576 nt
Organism: Nicotiana attenuata
Lineage: Eukaryota; Viridiplantae; Streptophyta; Magnoliopsida; Solanales; Solanaceae
Exons: 2
Coding region: 1-576 (191 amino acids)
Source: RefSeq, a predicted model, not a curated record
AUGGGGGAUAAAACCAAUCCUUCGUCCGCCUCUCAGUCUCCUAUAUCUUACUCUAUACCUUCCCCAAAUCUGUCACAUCAGUUACCAGUAAAGCUCACAUCCACAACCUUUCUGUUAUGGAAAACACAGUUUAUACCGAUGGUAUGCGACUGUGGACUCAACCAUCAUAUUGAUGGUAGUGAACCAGUUCCUGAUACUCUUUUAGAGGACAGUAAACCAAACCCAACAUAUAAAGUGUGGGUAAGAGAAGACCAACUUGUAUUAAGUUGGAUUGUUGCAUCAGUUUCAGAGGGAUCGAAGCCUCUAAUUCGUGAACUCAAGAUGCAGUUGCAUACUUUGCGUCGUGACAAUGCAAGCAUUAAAUCUUAUAUACAGAAGGCAAAAGGAAUUGCGGAUAGACUAGCUGCAUUACAACAUCCGAUUUCCAAUGAUGAUUUGGUUGAAUUUGUUCUUGCUGGACUAGGUCCUGUUUAUCGUCCUUUUACUAGAUCAGUAGAACCGCAUCAAGAAGACAUUACUUUUGAUGCUUUAUAUGGCCUUCUCCUGAAUGAAGAGCAACAAUUAAAAAGAGAUUAG